ACCAUUAUUUGUAUUUACCCAUUUCCCCAAUUCUUCGGCACUUUUCUCACCCGCGGCUUCGUCUACCCCUCACCCUCUCCAAUUCUCUGCAAUUUAGGGUUUGGGUUUUGUGCUCGCUUCGUUUCACGCUCCAAAAACAGGAAAAAGAAGAAAAAAAAGAAAAAGAAAAAACACUUUUCUUGUGCUCAAGAAUUACUGUUUUUCCGUGAGGGGAUUGACUGGUUGUGCUUAGUUGAAGUAAGAAAUUAGGGUUUUGGGUUCUCUCUUGGUUUGAUCUUUCAAUGGGAGGCCGUCCUUGGCCGGCAGAGUAGCUUUAUGGCACCAAGUAGGAGAAGAGCCGCCAACAAGGCGGCUGCAGCGGCGGCCGCGCGGAGAAAAUGGAACGUCGGCGAUCUUGUUCUUGCCAAAGUCAAAGGAUUUCCGGCGUGGCCUGCGACGGUGAGUGAGCCGCAAAAAUGGGGUUACCCUGCUGAUCUGAAGAAAGUGGUUGUCUAUUUUUUUGGGACACAACAAAUUGCCUUCUGUAAUCCAGUUGAUAUUGAAGAAUUCACAGAAGAGAAGAAAGCUUCUCUAUUGGGAAAACGCCAUGGAAAAGGUGCUGAUUUUGUUCGAGCUGUUAAAGAAAUUAGUGAUUGUUUUGAAAAGUUGAAGAAACAGGAGCAAGUUAACAGCGCUAAUGGCACCGAAGAAACUAACAUCACCAAUGAAUACAACUCAGAGGAAUCCUUGACCAAGCGCAUGAAGAAUGAACCUCCAGUACCUGAUCCGCCUUCUGUUGAGGCAAGUAAUAAUCUGAAGUCUCUGACCGAAGCUGCUGUAGCUGCAGCAGCGGAAGAUGCUUUGCGUGAUCGGGAGAUACCUAAGGAUAUAGUGUCCAAUGAUUCGCUCAAAAGAAAAAGAGAUGUUACCAGAUCAAGGAAUAGUGGCUUAAAGGGCAACAAGUUUGAUCGAAAAUUGAAAAAUUCAAGGAGUAGUUCUAGUAGACCACAAAACAAUAUUUCUCCUGUCAAUACCAUUAGGAGUUCUAGGCGAGCAGGUAAUCGUGUUCUACGAGAGAGAUCUUUGAGAAGAAGUAGAAGGUUGAUGAAGCCAUCGGAUGACUCUGAGGGACGGGACAACGAUUCACUUGAUUCUGUAUCAAAUGGUGUGAGUGAAGAAAGUGAUUCUGAAAUUAUGAGUGUUGACUCUGAUACAUUGAGUGUCAAUGAUGGAAGCAAUGAUGCAUUGGGUACUAAACAAACAGAGUCGGGGCCAUCUGGGGGAAACAAUGAUGUAGUGGAAACAGUGAUAGGUGGUAAGGUGGAUUUGGAUACUAAGAAUAUCUUUGAGAAAAGCAGCAUGCCUCAUUCCAAAAGGAAUAAUCAUGAUUCUGUGGAGGCCACUAGCACUGAAGUAAUAGCUUCAGAUGCUGAGUUGCCAAAGUCUGGAUGUAUCUCCCCCAGUUUUACCGAGCAAUUAGCCCAAAAAAAUGCCAAGGAUGACGGUGAUGAGCACUUACCAUUUGCCAAGAGAGCCAGAGUUCGCAUGGGCAGACCAUCACCAGAAACAAAGGAAAAAGUUAGUUUGGUGUAUAAAGAGGAAAACAUGCUUGAAGUUCCAGAAAAUCUUCAUGCGCGGUCCUCUGAGCCAUUGAGUUCCAUGGCUGAUGUUCCUGCUGAUCAGGAAUCUUUUCCUGUUAAAGAAAAUAUUCCUAUUUCUCCGUUAUCUUGUGCAAGUCCAGCUAGAAAUCAGCUGUUUCAGGAGGCGAAGAAGAAUUUUGUGGAUGAGGAAUCUGCUUUACCUCCAUUUAAACGCCUCCAUCGUGCUUUGGAAGCCAUGAGUGCUAAUGCAGCUGAAGAUUGCCAAGCAGCUUCCAAUUUAUCGCCAGCUGUUGAUAGUAAGAGAAAUGACAGUUGCUCCGUUGAGGUGUUUUCUGAGCAGCCUGCGGAAAGGGAAGGUGUCAAAAUGAGUUCAGAAAAGCUGGAGCAUCUGGACAAUGGCAAUUCUCCAUUAAGUGCUUCCAAGUCCUGUACUAAGACAAUGGAAACUUCAAAAAAUAACACACAAGAUAAUGCAUGCGUUUCAGAUUAUGGUAAAAACGGUUUUGUGGAUAGCACAAAUACACAAUCAUGCGAAAAAUUUGAGCAGACUGACGAUUGUAGUGAUAGUAAAUGCAUGCCACCAUCACCUUCAUUUGUGGCCCCUUGCAAAAAUCCUACUGGGCCUAAUGGAAAACCAGAUUCAUUAGAUAAUGGUGAGCCAUCAAAUUAUUUAGACUCUGAGGCACCUGAUUUGAUGCUGCAUCUCAUAGAUGGAUGCAAGAUUGAAUGUUCAGAGGUGAAAGGAGCUGUGAAUGGGUUCGAGAAUAACAGGAGGACUUUAGAUGCUGUCUCUGUGGAAGAAAUUGUGGUUGAUUCACCUAAAAUUGAGAAAGUUAACCAGCUCGUCGUUGCAAAUGAUGCAACCAGUGAAAUUCAGAAGAUGGAGCAUCCUCUGCAAGCUGAAAAUAACCCAGACAAUAAGAAGUCUGAGUUUGUGGAAGAAGCCAAACGGCCUUCCUUGGGUCCAAAAAUGACGCAUUCCACUUCACCUUCAAAGAUCCUUGGCAGAAGAGAUCGACAAUGCUCAGUUCAUUCUAAUUCUUUUUCCCAUGAUGCCAUUGAUGACAAAACUGUUUCCGUCACUCGGUCUUCCUCAUCUCUGACUGAUGGGCCAGGCUCUGUUGCAAGGGCAUCGCCUCCCAAUUCUUCUUUUUGUGACGUACGCGUGCCUGACAAUACUAAUAAUACACAUGAGAAUAAUAGUUCUUGCAGUCCUGAUGUCCACCUGCAUCUGGAAAAGGCUAAACUUGCUGUCAAGUCAAGCAACAAAUGGGAAUCCUUGUCAUCAUUUGAAGCUAUCAUUAAAACAUUGACUAGAACGAAAGAAAGCAUAGGAAGAGCUACAAGGAUAGCUAUUAACUGUGCAAAGUUUGGUCUUGCAACCAAGGUUGUAGAAUUACUGGUGCAUAGUUUGGAGAGGGAGUCGAGUUUACACAAAAAAGUGGACUUGUUUUUCCUCGUUGAUUCUAUCACUCAAUGUUCCAAAGGCAUGAAAGGUGAUGCUGGUGUUUAUCCCUCUGCAAUCCAAGCACUCUUGCCUCGUUUAUUGUUAGCUGCCGCCCCUUCUGGUAGUAGUUCUUAUCAGAAUCAUAGGCAAUGCUUGAAAGUUUUGAGGGUCUGGCAAGAGAGGAAGAUUCUUCCAGAACCCAUCAUACGCCACCACAUCCAGCAGCUUGAUGCGCUUUGUGGUUCAUACCCUAGUGUCAGUUCCCGCCGGCCUUUGAGAAAUGAAAGAGCUUUUGAUGAUCCCAUUAGAGAAAUGGAGGGUAUGCUGGUUGAUGAAUAUGGAAGCAAUUCAAGCAUUCAACUUUCUGGCCUCGGUUUGCCUCCUAUGUUGGGUGGCGAUAAUGGUGGGAGUGAUUCUGAUGGAGAGAGCUUUGAGGCUGUUACUCCAGAGCAUAAUAAUGAAAAUUCUAAUGGGGAAACUCCUCUGGUUCAAGCUGUUCAGAAGCGAAGUCAUAUCUUGGAAGAUGUUGAUGGUGAGCUUGAAAUGGAGGAUGCAGCACCCAGUUGUGAAGUUGGGGGUAGUGAUACACAUGGAGAAGAACAGCACAUGAAAACACCACAUAAUCAAUUUAGCAACCAUUAUGGGGUGCCAUUCUCAACCCAACCGCCGAAGGAUGUAUCUAUGACAGUUGCUCCUCUGUCAGGUCCCCUGCCUCCUCCUCCUCCUCCUCCUCCCCCUCCGCAGGCGCCACACCCACCAUCUGUUUUACCUCCUACAGUGCUUAACUCUGUUUCUAAUGGCCAUGAAUCAAGGCCCUAUUCAAGUUCUCAGAAUUUUAACGGAAGCUUACAGGAAUCCUUAGUGAGUCAGCCUGUUCAUCCAACUGUGAAUGUACCACCAGUUGAUAUUGGGAAUCGACAGGGCCAUGGCAAUAAUUUUGAGCCUCAGAUGCCUAGACAGAUUAUGGACUCCAAUAACGUCAGUUCUUGCAGUGAUAGGCCCAACGCCGUUUUAUCUGGUCAAGCUUCUAACGGCAUGCAGCCACCUGAUGCUUUCAGUAAGGGUUUUCAUUUGCGCCCUCCUCUGCCUGCCCCUUCAAAUCAGUUUUCGUACGUCCAAGAACCAAGAAUUCAAACAUGGGGGGAUAUCCCACCACCACCACCACCACCACCACCACCUCCUCAUCCCAACAGAUUUCUCCCAUGUAAUGCAGAAAAUGGGAACUUCUAUAGGGAUCAUGAUAGAAACAACUUCAAUCCUCAUGAUAAUGUUGGGGACUGCUGGAGGCCUCCGUAUCCUGGUGGCUCUGGGCCAGGCUCAUGCUAUCCUGAUGGACCUAGGAUGGUUCACCCACCCAUGUACAAUGGUCCACCCCGUGAUCCAUCAGUACCUGGCAUGAGGUGGAAUUAUCCUCCCCCACCUAUGAACCAAGGACAUUUCAAUCAUUACGGUCCUCCAGCUGAUGGUUCUAUUCCUGUGGCAAAUAGAGGCCCUAGCUAUUGGAGGCCACCGAGAUGAUUUUUGGAGGCAGCUUCUAUGAAACUGGAUGUUUUCAUUUCAAUGGGUGGUUUGUCUUCAAAAUUCAUCUUGCAGUUCAGCUAUUAUGUGGCCUGCCAAAGAUACUGGUGCUACUGUGGACUAAAGAAGAAAAGGUGGCGUGAAUUUGUUCGAUUGUAUAUAUAAAUGGAGCUAUUCUACCUGACGUCCCCCAUGAAAGGAUGAUCUGAAGCCAUCUGCAAGGGAGAAAUGCUACUCUUAGGCUGCCAAUUCUCUGUAUUACUUAAAAAAGUUAUUUCCCAAAUUUUGAGCAUAACAUUAUUAUUUAUUGUUACUUCUAGUCUGGUGUAGGAUUUCAGUCCCUCUCGUCUAUGUGCCCCCGAUUGUAAAAAAAUGCAACUGUCCUGUACAUUUUGAGCAGUUCUACUUCUCAAGCUGUACAGAAUGAUUUAUACCCAAGACUGCUUCAUAAGGAGUCAUUCAUCCAUA
Molecule: messenger RNA, 5013 nt
Organism: Andrographis paniculata
Lineage: Eukaryota; Viridiplantae; Streptophyta; Magnoliopsida; Lamiales; Acanthaceae
Product: protein HUA2-LIKE 2-like
Exons: 12
Coding region: 316-4545 (1409 amino acids)
Biological process (GO): regulation of transcription by RNA polymerase II; negative regulation of cell population proliferation
Cellular component (GO): nucleus
Molecular function (GO): double-stranded DNA binding; transcription coregulator activity
Source: RefSeq, a predicted model, not a curated record